This is a messenger RNA of Scleropages formosus (Asian bonytongue), 1667 nucleotides long. RefSeq names its product shaker-related potassium channel tsha2-like. The coding region runs from base 64 to 1503 and encodes 479 amino acids. Gene Ontology annotation, biological process: potassium ion transmembrane transport; protein homooligomerization; action potential. The transcript has 2 exons. Gene Ontology annotation, cellular component: membrane; voltage-gated potassium channel complex. Lineage: Eukaryota; Metazoa; Chordata; Actinopteri; Osteoglossiformes; Osteoglossidae. Gene Ontology annotation, molecular function: protein binding; delayed rectifier potassium channel activity. The record is from RefSeq and is a predicted model, not a curated record.
AGACUGAGGACAGCGGAGACAACACAGUGCUCGAACAGUACCGUGGCGGACGGGUGGAGAAACAUGACAGUAGUGCAUGCAGAAAACCUGGAGGAGACCGUGGCGCUGGCAGCCCUGUCCCAGGACGCGUGCGACCCGGUGCGUGCGGACCAGGAGCGCUGGGAGCGUGUGAUCAUCAACAUUUCCGGGCUGCGCUUCGAGACGCAGCUCAAGACCCUGGCGCAGUUCCCGGGCACACUGCUCGGGGACCCCAGGAAGAGGAUGCACUUUUUCGACCCGCUUCGAAACGAGUACUUCUUCGACAGGAACCGACCAAGCUUCGACGCCAUCCUCUACUACUACCAAUCCGGAGGCAGGCUGAGAAGACCCGUCAACGUGCCCGUGGAUAUUUUCAUGGAGGAGAUCAAAUUUUAUGAACUGGGAGAAGAAGUCAUCGAGAAUUUCAAAGAGGACGAAGGGUUCAUCAAGGAGGAGGAGCGUCCUUUGCCGGGCAACGAGUUCCAGCGUCAGGUCUGGCUUCUGUUUGAAUACCCCGAGAGCUCGGGACCGGCCAGGGGCAUUGCCGUCGUGUCUGUUCUGGUCAUCCUCAUUUCCAUCGUGAUCUUCUGCUUGGAGACCCUCCCUGAGUUCAGGGAGGAAACAAGAUACUCAGAGGGUCACCUUCCUCUAAACGGAACUUCUCGCAUGAAGAAGGCCAAUCCCUUCACUGACCCUUUCUUCAUCGUUGAGACCCUGUGCAUUAUCUGGUUCUCCUUCGAGUUGCUGGUGAGGUUCUUCGCGUGCCCUAGCAAGGCCGCCUUCUUCAAAAACAUAAUGAACACAAUAGACAUCAUAGCCAUCAUGCCUUACUUUAUCACCCUGGGCUUGGAGCUGGCAGAGCACCAAGGAAAUAGUCAGCAAGCUAUGUCUUUAGCUAUUCUGAGGGUCAUCCGCCUGGUGAGAGUAUUCAGGAUCUUCAAGCUCUCCAGACAUUCAAAGGGACUUCAGAUUCUGGGGAAGACCCUCCAGGCGAGCAUGAGGGAGCUCGGUCUCCUUAUGUUUUUCCUCUUCAUUGGGGUCAUCUUGUUCUCCAGCGCCGUGUAUUUUGCAGAGACAGAUGAGCCACAGUCGGGCUUCAGCAGCAUCCCCGAUGCGUUCUGGUGGGCUGUGGUGUCCAUGACCACCGUAGGCUACGGGGACAUGUGUCCUGUUACCAUCGGUGGCAAAAUCGUGGGCGCCCUGUGUGCCAUCGCAGGGGUGCUGACCAUCGCGUUGCCGGUGCCGGUCAUUGUGUCCAACUUUAACUACUUCUACCACAGGGAGACGGUGCAGGAGGAGCAGGUGGAGUACACGCACGUGACCUGUGGGCAGCAGCAAAAGCCCACGCUCGGGGAGUUCAUACGGACUGAUAGCAGGCCGUCUUUGGCCAAAUCAGACUACCUGGACUCGGAUGACUACGACGCUGUUAAAUACACGAACUGUAGCCCGCAGAAGGUGUACACGGGCAAGCUCACUGACAUGUGAGCGCGAGCUCGGGAAGAGAACGCCUCCGCACGAAGGCAUCGCUUCCCUCGGGCUACGCUUCCAAGGAAUUAUCUCAGCUGGACGCACUGUUACGACGGCCGGACGCCAGUGCUCUUUGUAACGCUGUAAACUGCCGUCAAAGAACAGCUGCGGCGCAGACAUCG